AUGAAUAGAAUUCAAAGUAGUAUAAAAGAUAUAUUCAAUCAAUCGUUGAAUUCAGUGAAGCAUAAUAUUUGUUUGAAGAGAUGUAGAGAGAUCGACGAGAAGUACCCGAAUAUCAGAGAGGAAUCCUAUCAAUUCAUGAUUGAUUUGGUAAAGAAGAUCAUGGUAACCGAUGGUCAUUCCUAUGAAGUAAAUAACUUUUUAGAAUUCAUUGCAAAGUUAUCUACCUUUUUAUAUUUUAAACAUACAACCACUACUUCAUCAACAUCAUCAACAACAACAUCAUCAUCAUCAACUCUUUUAUAUAUACUUAUGAUAGAUGCAUGUAAAUGGACAAAGAGUCAGAGUAAAGAUAUAAGAUUAAGAUCAUGUCAAUUACUUAGAGAUAUACUGACGAUACUAAAGACAAUAAAGAGACUUGGUCAGAGAUUAUAUGAUAAGAUUACAUCCGUUAGAGUUAUGGCGGUACUUGCAAUUGUUCAUCUACAGGAUGCCAAAGAUAAAGAUGACAACGUAACCACAAUGUUACUAGAGGUAUUAGAGAAUGACUCAUCUUCAGAAGUAAGAAAGACAAUCAUCCAGAACAUGGCUAUCACCUACAGAACACUCUCCAGUGUCAUUCAUCGUGUUAGAGACAGUGAUCCUUAUAUUAGAAAGAAGACAUUCAAUUUCCUUUCGAAAAGAGUGAAAUUAGAUUUGAUUGACAAGGUGGAAUCCAGAAUAUUUUUGAUUGGUGGACUGCUGGAUAGCGAUGACAAUGUUAAGAAAGCGUGUCAGGAGAUGAUUUGUGAUGGCUGGAUGGAGAAGUUGAAUAACGAUUUCGAAAAGUUGCUGUCGUUGUUCGAUAUCGAGAGGAAUGCCGGUGUUUGCGAGCGACUCUUGCGAUGUAUCUUUGAGAAUGGCAUCUAUCCAACGUUGGACUUCAAUGUCAACACGCUGCAGUCGGCGCAAUCGAUAUUCUGUUGGCGAUACUAUCUUGACUAUCUAAAGAACCACCGUCCGACAACCGAGCAAAAUACCGGUGGUCUACUUGUUCUCGAGCAGGAACUGGACAGAGUGACACCGAACCCUAACGAACUACUCGACAACCUCCAGCGAUUCAACGUCGUCGAUCAUUCAUUUAUACUCUGUCAACUCUUUGAAAUUAUCAAUCAAUCCGAUAACCCUGAUCCAUUGUUCAGAGAUAAAUGUUCAUCUUAUUUCCGUGAUUUAUUGGCAUCAUUAAAAGUUGAUAUCAAAGUGAAGAGAGUUAUAUUGAAUACUUUGAGAUCAUUAACCAUUCAUACUUUGACGAUUAUUUCGGAUUUCAUCGAGUAUGCACAUCCUAUUUUCGAUAAGGUAGAGGUUCAUGGUCUUUACAGUUAUAUUCUCGAGUGUUUGAAACUCUUACACAACGACGAAAUCAUACAACUAUCAAUAAGAUGUGCAAGUUUAUAUUUCAAUUUAGAUACUGAAAAUAAAUGUAGAUCAGAUUGGAAUAUUAUUUUAUUAUUUAUUCAUCAAAAUAGUAAUAUUAAUAUAAAGAUAGAAGCUAUUGCUACAUGUUUCGAUAUUAUUCUUAGUAAACCAUCGGAUAAUACAGUUGAAUUCUGUCAAAAGUUUAUAAAGACUGUCAAGACCAUAUUGAAUAUCGAUCAUCAAGCGUCAAACGAUCUUGAUCCAGAGUAUAUCAAUAUUAUAUUUAAAGGUUUAUGUAAAUUAUAUUAUUUAAAUUAUUGGACUGAUCAAGAUGAUUUCCAAAUGUUGGUUACACAUUUUUUCAAUCCUAUCAAAGUUCCAAUCGCUCAUAAUACAUUCGAUGAAUUUGUUAAAACAUUUGUACAUAUAUCCAAAGCAAACAUGUUUAAAUUUACAGAUACAUUCGAAACGGUUUUAAUAGAAUACUAUCAUCUCUAUCAAGAUUAUAAUAGUCCAGAUGAUAAAAAGAAAACCAUUCAAAAUAUAGUUAAUUAUUAUGUUUCUACUAUUAAACCUAAACAUAAACUUCAGGAACCUGUUGUUGCUGAAAUAAUGUUAUCAUUGUUAAUUAAAAUGUUAAAACUUAUCAUUUAUUUUACAAAACAUGGAAAUACUCUGAUUCUUUGUGAAACUGUCAAGUAUUUUUAUGUUCCGGAUGAUCAGUCUAUAUUACCAAGGUUAAAGGCGUUCACAAUGAUUGCAAUGGAAAGAUCCAAGAAGAAUAAGAAAUCAAUGACCUUGCUUCAACAUUUACAGAAAGACAUCGAGAGUAAAUGUCCAAAUGCACCAAGCGAUGAUGAUUUACACACUGCAAGAAAUCAAGUUAAAUCAUUCUCCAAACAUUCAAACAAAUAUAUAGAUAAAAGAUCGGUUGAGGAGGAUGAAGAUGAUGAUGACAAUGAUCAAGAUGACCAAAGCGAUGAAGACGAUGACUCCAAUGAGAGCAUUGAUGUUGAUGUUUUAGAACCAGAUGUAUCAGCUGAUUCGAUCGAAGAGAUUGAAAUAUCAGAUGACGAUGACGAUGAUUAUAUAAAGAAAGCAACUGAUAUUUCUUAUAUUAUCAUUGAAGAUGAUGAUGAUUCUGCAGAAGUUAAAGAACCAGAAGAACCAAAACCAACUGUAUAUGUCAAGAAAGAGGUGAAGAAGGAACCAAAAGAAGAGAAUAAAGAAAGAGAUACUAGUAGUAGGGUAACCAACAGAGAUAAAGAAUCAAAAUUAACAACAACCAAACAUCAACAUAGAGACAGAGUCAAGGAAAAAGAAAAAGAAAAAGAAAGAGGAAGGGAAAGAGAUAAAGAACAAGAAUCAAACGAUCAUAAUCAUCAAAAAGAUAAAGAGUUUAACAUUGAAGAAAGACCACAAAAGAAACAAAAGACAAAUUGUAUAAUAAUUGUUUAA
Molecule: messenger RNA, 2853 nt
Organism: Heterostelium album PN500
Lineage: Eukaryota; Evosea; Eumycetozoa; Acytosteliales; Acytosteliaceae
Exons: 12
Coding region: 1-2853 (950 amino acids)
Biological process (GO): mitotic chromosome condensation
Cellular component (GO): condensed chromosome; condensin complex
Source: RefSeq, a predicted model, not a curated record